AUAGCUAUAGAGCGGCCCGGAGUUUCACCCGCAGAACCAAGGCACCGCAAAACAAAGCAAAAGCCUUACACUCAUACCCGGUCCCGUGCCGUGCUAUUCUUUCGUUUGGAAUGGACCGCCUUUCCGUGACGAGAGCUGAAGCAAAAGCUGGAAUGAGGAGAAGAUCGAGUAGUAUUAUUCAGGAGGUGCAGCCGGAGAGUGAGGAUGAUAGGUUGGAUCAGGGUGCUUUGCCUAACUUUAACUCGAGUUGGGUUGACGCGAAAGGCGCCUGGUUGAUUCACCCCCUCCUCAUCAUCCUCCUCCGCCUCCUUUUCAACUCCCUCCCAACAGUCUCCCGCGAACUCUCCUGGACCCUCACAAACCUCUCAUACAUGUCCAUAACCUACCUCAUGUUCCACUGGGUCAAAGGCAUCCCGUUCGAAUUCAACGCCGGCGCCUACGAUAACCUGAAUAUGUGGGAACAAAUGGACAACGGCGAGCAGUACACCCCGACGAAGAAGUGGUUGACUGGGGUUCCUGUGUGUUUGUUUUUGUUGAGUACGCAUUAUACGCAUUACGAUUUGUGGAUGUUUGUGGUGAACUUGAUGGCGUUGUUGGUUGUGCUUGUGCCUAAGUUGCCGGCGGCCCACCGAAAGCGUCUGAAUCUCAACGCCAUCCUUCACCCUGAGGAAGACGACGAGUAA
Messenger RNA from Saitoella complicata NRRL Y-17804, 683 nucleotides. RefSeq names its product putative unfolded protein response Orm1. The transcript is spliced from 3 exons. Gene Ontology annotation, biological process: intracellular sphingolipid homeostasis; negative regulation of ceramide biosynthetic process; ceramide metabolic process. The record is from RefSeq and is a predicted model, not a curated record. The coding region runs from base 111 to 683 and encodes 190 amino acids. Gene Ontology annotation, cellular component: endoplasmic reticulum membrane. NCBI's taxonomy places the organism in Eukaryota, Fungi, Ascomycota, Saitoellomycetes, Saitoellales, Saitoellaceae.